Messenger RNA from Aplysia californica (California sea hare), 3111 nucleotides. RefSeq lists its product as uncharacterized. NCBI's taxonomy places the organism in Eukaryota, Metazoa, Mollusca, Gastropoda, Aplysiida, Aplysiidae. The record is from RefSeq and is a predicted model, not a curated record. The transcript is spliced from 12 exons. The coding region runs from base 161 to 1672 and encodes 503 amino acids.
AAAUGGCUGAAAAACAAAAACAAUAAAUACUGUGAUGAAUAGUUUUCAUACAAAAACUGAUGCUUGAUUUUAUUCAAAUCAUAAAACAGAACUAAUUUCGUCCCAGGUUAUCUUCAAAGGAACGUAUUACACGUUUUAAUUCCUUGUGUUCUUGGUGAACAUGGGUAAUAAAUCAUCUACUAUUCUGAGAAAAAUCUCAACACCUCACAACCAUCACCAAGGACAGUCUGAAAAUGAUGCUGUCUUAGAGGAAAGUCGGAAACAAAGUCAACAGCAUUAUAAUGUGUCACUGAUUCGACUGUUUGAGAAACUGGAGCUGACAGCUGAUGGGGAUAAUGUACAUCCUGGGGAACUGUCAAAAGCAACCUUUGAGAAUGCAUUCCAUGGACCAUUGCACAUAUUUGGCAAGCUCAUAUACUUGCAAAUGGUUUCUUCGGGGGCUCUCCACCGAGAACGCAUCACCCGAGAACAGUUUGUGAAAGCUGGCAAAGAAAUUCUUAAAAUGCAUGGAGAAAAGGCCUUGGUCAAGUACUACUUUCACUUAUUUGCCUCUGGGAAGGAUCACCUAACCAAUGAAGAUGCAAAACAGAUGUUUGAGAUUUCCUUUGCCCUCACCUUGUCACUCUCCAAGAUUCUUCAUAAGGAGGAUGAAAGAGAUGAGCGUGUGUUUUGUGCUAUGGUGACCAGCUUGUUUGGUAUAAAGACGGAGGUGAAGUUGGAGGAGUUCAGCACUUGGCACAGGGACUCCUGCCCGGAGUUGUUUCAGCAUGUCCACAACUGGGUGUACCAUAUCCUCACUGGCUCCUCCCUGCCUGAGGAACUGGAUAACUGCCGAGUGCCAAUGCUGGAUGCUGUGACUAAUGCCAACAACAGCAUCAGCAUGGCAGUCUUGUGGCUUCUGUCCAUCGUACUCCCUCCCGCAUACACCAAACUGAAAGCCCAGAAAAAGUCCAGUGCGGAAGGACCGUCUGCUUCUCUUGCUGCGUCAGUGGCUGCAAACAACUUCAGUUCAGGAGCCGGGGCUGGGGAGUACAGUGUCACCAAAGACCCCAUGUGGACGUCGCUCCUGUUGUUACGGAAAAUGGCCAGACUUCCACAGUGCGAGAGCUGGAAAGUGCUCUACAAUAGCGAGAACCAUGGGAUGUCCUCAAAUAGGUUUAGCCACCAUGUCGCCUCCUACCAUGCGGCGAACGUCACGUUCUUCAACUUUGAAGGCAAAAACCAGUACUGUCUCGCUCUUGACAGAGGUUGGCGGGAAGGAUGUGGCAAGUUUGGUGGGGAAGACUGUCGUUUGAUCCAGCUGCUUCCAGUAUACAGGGUUAUUCAGUCUGGGGAGAAUAUGGUGAAAUGGGUUGAAUCGUCCAAGAGCUCUUCUCAAGGCAUCUUUGUUGGUUGCGAUGGCAAAGCAGAAGUUCUCCGCAUUCCUAAGGACUUUGAUACCAUCUCCCACUAUGGCGUUUCCUGCCAGCUGUACAGGGUCGAGGUGUGGGGAUGUGGAUCUGACGAUGCUUUGGAAGCUCAGCGCAUUCAGAAAAAAUGGGAGGCAGGAGCUGUGAGCAGGGAACAAGGCCGCAAGCUGAGGCCGUAUGGAGAAUCCUGGGAUGACACUCCAGACAAACAGCUCUUGCAGUGGGGUGGUGUCAAUGUGGGCAACCACUCGUACGACCGAUAGCACUUGAUGGCAACAAACAUGAAAGUUGAAGAAAUUACAUCAGAGAGAAGGAAAAGGAAUGAAUCAUUCCCUUUAUUUAUCCUCCUGUAAGUUUUGUGUUUCUUCUUUGUCCACUUCUCGCACCUCUCCACUGUGAUUACAAAUGAAAUGGCCCUGAUUGGUUGACAGCAAGUUUUAACAUUUCGCUACCCUAGAAUUACUAUGUUCUACCUGCUCAGUACCUAGUUUUUAGAAAUUUGACGUUAAAAAAAUUUGAGUUUCACAAUAUGCCAAGCUUUUUCUAAAGCAGUUCUUUGAAUAUCUUGAUAAUGACUUCGAAUAAUCUUAUGAUUUUGAUAGAGAAGAUUGAACAUUUGGUUUCUGACUUCAUGGUCUUAGUAACCUAAAAUGUAAGAUAGAACCUAAUAAUUCUAAGGUAGCGAUUCGCUAUGUAGUGGUGAAACUUCACACUGGAGUGGACAGUGGCGCGGGUGGUUGGAGAGCACCACUGGUAGGUCCUACUUCUUUACUUUCCCACUGUUAUUUCUGUCAUUCUGUCUUACUUUCUCCCAGCACUAAGUGACCGUUCUUGUGUCCAUGUGCUUCUCUUUACACGGACAAAACAAACAAAUGGACAGUGGCAAAUGUACGAGUGGUGCUCCUGCUGUGGUGCAUAUAGUAAACUCACUGUGAGACGGAUCACACGGGAGCUCUCAGGACUUUCUUAACGUUUCUCUUGGUCUAUUUCUGCCUUAGAGAAUCACAUCCUUGUUACGGGGUUCCCACGUUUGAUUUUGCUCUGGGUUUUUUUUUAAUGAAAGUCUUAUGAUUUGUGAGUGACAAGCGUAUUCAGGGUAACAGUGUAGACAGUUGGGUUUUUUUGUUGUUGUUGAUGUUUAAUAUACAAUGUGUAUUCUGUUAUAUAUCGAUAUAGAUUGGAAUCGGACCUUGAAGCUAGAAAUGUGUUGUACAGCUUGUUGAACAGGAGUCUUAAGUCGCUAGAAGGUAAAGCUGUAUACUAGACUUGACAGGUCAAUUUUGUUUCUUGACUAAUGUCCAAUUCUGCUCUUUAGAAUUUUUAUUGAAGUAGAAUUGAUUCUUUAAUAGUUGGAACUGGCAAAAAGAAAAGGUAAAUCUGAACCAUUGUCAUACUUUUGUAAGUAGUUUUGACAAUUUUGGAACCCUCAGCACUGAAAGCUUUAUCACAUUAUAUGGCUUUAGUGAAGUGUGUUUAGUCUAACACGAACUGAAGAGGAUGAAUAACGACAAAAUUAUAACUAUUUUAGUUGAUUUGUGAAUGUAUGUAACUGAUUCUUAGCAUAUUGUAGAUGUAAUCUGCUAGUAUGCAAGUCAGGUCAGCAGAUUUAUAGACCAAAAAAAAAUCCUAUUGAUUAAAGCUUCAUGUCGUCAUGUACAUGAUGGAGAAUUCCCUCUUGAGGAGAAUGGGGCGAAAAACAAAA